AUGGUUCCCUUUCGGAUAACCAAGCACGUCGAGCCGCUCCUCACAGCCGCUAUAUUUGGCAGCGCAGGUAUAGUUUUAUGUCAUAUAAUCUCCUACGGCAUCUACAACUCCAACUAUGCCGAAAAUGCAUGGCAAGAUCCUGUCUGGAGAAAUAUGAGCGCGGCGCUCAACGUCACGCAAGAGGUCCUCAUCGGCCACAUUGUCAACAACACAUGGAACCCAGACGACCACCUCAACAACAAGCACUUGGACUUUGACGCACGAGGUGUGGCCCGGGGUAUCCUCCACUACGUUAUGAUGGUCCCUGUGCAGUAUUUUUGGCACUUGUGGCUGGAGAGGAUGUGGCCCGGGCGGCCGCAUGAGCAUCACUCGGCCAAGUCUAUUCGUGGCGGAGGCGAUGAAAAGUCAGCAAUGUUGGAGGACGAAAUGAUUCGCACCCUGGUUGAAAAGGGAAAAGUAAAGCGCCCAUCGCUGAGCAUCAUCAACACGCUCAUCAAGUGGGUGCUGGAUAUCACUGUUGGGCGGAUAAUCACUUCGACGCUCAUCGUGUUUGUGCUGCGGAUUGAUCUCGAUGGCGGGGAUGUUCCGCGUUCGGAAUACCUACUCUACACAGUGUUUAACCUGGUGUACUCGUGGCUGUCGGCGCGGCCGCUGUCUUCGCUGCUAAGCAUGAUUCUUGUACCGGCUCACCGAAGAAUCCUGUUUAUCGAGGCCAUGGAUAUAGUAGGCACAGCGUUCAAAUGUGCAUUUGAGGUUACCGUGGUGCCGUGGCUGUAUGGGACGGAGCCGGCGCAGUUGAUUAUGCAGAGGAUAACGGCGACGCGGUGGAACGAGGUUGUUGUGCAGGCUGCGAUUAAGAAGGCCGAGGGGUUGUAUGGCGGGAGAGAGCGGAUGUAUGAGGAGAUUGGUGGACGGGUUGGUGGCGAGAUGGAGUGGCAGCGCGAUGAUACUUGGGCGAGACAUGAUGAGUUUUGA
Molecule: messenger RNA, 975 nt
Organism: [Torrubiella] hemipterigena
Lineage: Eukaryota; Fungi; Ascomycota; Sordariomycetes; Hypocreales; Clavicipitaceae
Source: the annotation of a GenBank genome assembly